AUGCGCAAGGCAGGCAGUCUCCCUGUUGGCAGUGCUGCGGGGUCUCUGCGCAGAUCCCUCAAGGUGGAUUUGCAGGAGUCCGGGGAGAUGAGGCCAGAGUCCAGCAGCACAAGCCAAGAGAAGCCCUCUGAACAUUCAGGCCUGACUCGAUACCCUCUUGCCAAGAGGCUUUCCCUGGCAGGUCCUUCUGUGCUCAUUCCCUCCAAGCCGUUGCUUCCCAUCCCCAAGAGCUCUCUUUCUCCCAUGGCAAACAAGAUACGGAGUAGAGAGCAGGAGAGUGGGAAACUUGGCAGCGGCUGGGAUGAGGAGAUUAGAGGCAAAGAGAUGACUUCUGAGGAAAAAGGAAGUAAGACCUCCUUGCGUUAUUCCAGCACUGGGAAAAUGAAGAAGGGGUCAUUUGGAAAAUCUCUGAUCCCUGUGAUGCGCAAGGCAGGCAGUCUCCCUGUUGGCAGUGCUGCGGGGUCUCUGCGCAGAUCCCUCAAGGUGGAUUUGCAGGAGUCCGGGGAGAUGAGGCCAGAGUCCAGCAGCACAAGCCAAGAGAAGACCUCUGAACAUUCAGGCCUGACUGACUCCAGUAUUUCCAGGAGUCUUCCACAGACACGUCCCUCCUCACUGCUUCCAACCAAGCCCUUGCCUCCCAUCCAAGAGACCUCUUCUCCCAUCAAGCCAAGCAAGAUGUUUGAUGGCGAGAAAGGGGAAAUGAGCACUGGCGACGACGAUAUUGGAAGAAGCAGCCAGGAACGGAAUUCAGAGAGAAAAGGACACACGGCCUCCUUGCCAUAUCCCAGUGGUGGGGAAAUGAAGAAGGCAUCAUUUGGACUGCCUUUGAUCCCCCCAAUUCGCAAGGCAGGCAGUCUCCCUGUUGGAAGUGCUGCGGGAUCUUUGCCAAGUUCUCCCCAGCUGGAUUUGCAGGAGUCCGGGAAGAUGAGGCCAGGAUCCAGCAGUAGAAGAGAAGAGAAGUUCUUGGAACAUGCUGGCCUGACUGACUCCAGUAUUUCCAAGAGUCUUCCACAGACACGUCCCUCCUCACUGCUUCCACCCAAGCCACUGCCUCCCAUCCAAGAGACCUCUUCUUCCAACAAGCCAAGUGCUAUUUAUGAUGGUGAGAAACUGAAAGCUAGCACUGGCUUCAACAAUAUCAGAAGAAGCCUCCAGGAGGAGAGUUCUGAGGGAAAAGGACGUAAGCUGGAUUUGCAGGAGUCCCGGGAGGUGAGGCCAAGAUCCAGCAGCAUAAGCCCAGAGGAGACAUCUGAACAUUCAGGCUUCCCACUGAGCCAGGCCAAGGAGAUGGAUCAUCCCAGCAGUCCUGGUCGUAUGAGGGACAACUCUGGAAAGGUCCGUGCUACAUUGAGCAAGCUGGCUCAAAAGAACUUAGAGUGGAAGAAAAUGGAGCUUUUGGAAAAAGUGAUGAAGAGGAGACAAAAGGAAACAUCCUCACAGCUUCCUCCUAAGGCAGUGGAGCCCAGGGAUGCAGCUGAAGCAAGCUUUAGCCUACCACCUGUCAAUGGCACAGCUUCUAGUAUGCAGAGAAAACCCCCUGGUAGUGCCAUGAAGAAGAAGGUUGUGAAAAAGCAGGACAACACUCCCUUAUUGCCCAGUACACCCACCCUCCACAGGGAUGACAGCUCCCCACACAGCUCCUCAGUGACCCCGCAGACGGCCACUGGUGCCAAGCGGCGAGAGGAGCCGCUCCGUGGGCGUGGGCAGAAGGACAAAACCUUUUCAGACCCACAGAAGUCCUUGCAGGAGGCACUCUCCAUGCUGGGCAGCGAUGACUGGGAACUGAAGAAGAAGGGACUCUUCAACAUCCCACGCCUGGCUGAGUCCCAUCCAGAAGUCCUGCUCGGCCGACUUCGUGAGAUUUGCUUGGCAGCUACCAGCGAGGUGUCCAACCUCCGGUCCAUGGUGUCCUGCUCAGCAAUUGUCACUCUGGGAGAGCUGUUCGCCAUUUUGAAGAAGGACAUGGACUCUGAGGUGGAUGAAGUUGCUGCAGUCCUUCUCCAUGUGGUGUGGAACUCCCCAGAGUUUAUUUAUAAAGAAGCCUGUCAGAGCCUGGGGAUGAUGGUAGAGAACGUGACUCCUGUCCGAGCAAUGACUGCUCUCAUAGACAGGGGAGUCAAGAGCCGCUACGUCCAGGUGCGGAAGUGUGCGGCCGAACUGCUCCUGUCCUUGAUGGAGAAAAUGGGAGUCACCAAGCUCGCAGGCACCCCCAGGGCUGAGAGGCUGGCACACGUGGCAGGGACACUGGCUCAGGACUGUCACAAGGACACAAGGCAUUAUGGACAGGAGAUGGUGAAGAUGUUGCUAAAUAAUCAAAAAUUUAAAAAGCUUUUGGAGCAAUCUCUUUCCCCACAUGACCUGGAAGAUAUUUUGAGAAGAAUUAAGAAGAAGGGGAUGGAAAACCAGAAGGCUGAAUGCCCCUCUGUCAAGGAGCCAGUGAAGAAGAGGAACGACAGCCCGAAGAAGCCCCAGGACACACUGCCCUCUAGCAAACGGGUGAAGUCUGCCCCUGGUGGACGCCUCCUCCACCGUCCAAAAGCCCAGGUCACGUUACCUGCAACUGUGGAAGGAAGGGAGUCACUCCAGAAGCUUUACCAUCUCCUGGAAGCCAAGGGGUUUCAGACACGCAUGGAAGGAGUGGCACUCCUCCUAGAUCUGUGCAAAAGCAGCCCCCAGCUGAUCUCCAGUAACAUUGUCCAAAUUUUUGAUCAUUUUGUCCUGAGAAUAAAUGACACACAUAAGAAAGUGAAGCAGCAGGCGCUGGAGGUGCUGGCAGAAAUGAUUGGACUCCUGGAAGAUGCCCUGAACCCGGUGCUGAUCCGUUUGGUUGAAGGGAUAACAAAGAACCUCAACUCAAAGGAUCCCGGGGUUCAUCCUGCAGCUGUGAGGGCACUGGACAAAUCUGUUGCUCAUUUAGAUGAAGUGUCACUGAUGAAAGAGCUCUGCCACCAAUGGAGCCAACUGAGUGGCGAAGCUCUGCUGGAUGUCACAGAGCGUAUCACAGUGCUGGUGGAAUGGGUCCAUGCCAGGAGCCCUGACGUGGUGCAGCGCUACGCCCUGCCCGUGCUCUGGUGCUGCCUGGAGAACAAGGCGCUGCCUGUGCGAAGCGCCAACGUCUGCGCUGUGGUCACCAAGCUUGCCUGUGCCCUCUGCGAGGUGAUGGGCACCCAGCUGAUAAAGUGUGCUGAGAGCAAGCCUCCACAUGUGCAGGAAAACCUCUCCAGCCUUUUGGGCUGUCAUGGCAUGGGGGGCCUGAAGGAACUCCAGACUGAGGGCAAGGUGAAGACCAAGCAUGGAUCAGACUCACACAGAGGCCUGGCUGGCUACCCUCUGGCUAAGAGGUUUUCCCUGGCAAGUCCCUCCAUCCUCCUUGCCUCCAAGCCAUUGCUUCCCAUGCAGAAGAGCUCUCCUUCAACCAUCCCAGGGAAGAUGUGCCAUGGAGAGCAGGAGAGUGGGAAACCUGACACUGGCUGUCUGACAGGCUCCACUAUUGCCAAGAAUCUUCCCAAGCACGUCCUCUUCACACCUUCCCUCCAAGCCCUUAUGUCCCAUCCGAGAGAGGUCUCCAAUCAAGCCAAGCACAAUGUAUGA
This is a messenger RNA of Agelaius phoeniceus (red-winged blackbird), 3591 nucleotides long. The record is from RefSeq and is a predicted model, not a curated record. NCBI's taxonomy places the organism in Eukaryota, Metazoa, Chordata, Aves, Passeriformes, Icteridae.